This is a messenger RNA of Styela clava, 911 nucleotides long. The record is from RefSeq and is a predicted model, not a curated record. Lineage: Eukaryota; Metazoa; Chordata; Ascidiacea; Stolidobranchia; Styelidae.
UGUUAUUCGGUACUUGAAAGUAUUAUUUACCUUUGGUUUGUGUGCUUUUGUAGCAGAUACCAAAAUUAACUAUGUCCGUGUAUUGUUACACUAUAUUGAUACUUUGCUGCAUCGGAGCCGUUAAUAGCCGUCCGACUAAUACCAAGCCUAAAGUAGAGAGAUGGGAAAAGAAUUGGGAUGCAUGGAAAGAACAAUUUGGAAGGAAUUAUGAAACCGCUGAAGAAGAGGAGAGGCGGCACAACAUUUGGUUGCAGAAUAAGGCGCAGAUUGAACAACACAACAGGGAAGCAGAUGCCGGGAAACAUACAUAUUAUCAGGGAAUUAACCAAUUUGCUGACAAGGCUGAAGGUGAAUCAAUAUAUGGCUGUUUGGAUAGUGGACACGAAUAAUCUCAAAUCCUAUACUCUAUUCAGGGGCGUAGCAAGAAGGUGUUUUUAUUUUUUGGGUCGGACCCCCCUCCCCCCCUUUUAAAAUGUAAAAAAAAUUUAAUUCUUUUUCUGUAUCAUACAUAGCGAUUUUUCGUGGCUUGAAACGCUUUUUAGACUCUCAAGACUAAUGAAAACACAAGUUUUCCGGCGUUCGUCCGGACCCGCUAACUGUUUCGAUCCAACUUGGCAAAUAGAAGUUUUAGAACCCCCCUCCCCCCCCUUUGAAAAUUUCUGGCUACGUCCCUGAUUCCAAGCCCCAAAAUCACUUGACAAAGAUCAUCCCAGAAGCUUGAACGUCAGAUUUAUUUUUGAUUCAAGGAGACGUUGGAUAUCAUUUAACUAUGUUACUUUCAUUUUGUGUGUGUGAGCAAAAAAAGAAAUAAAAUCUUUGUCAUUCUAGAAUAAAUUGUAUUAUUGUCAUUUUCAUUCACACCAAUCGUUUCGCUCGUCAAAUAAAUUCUUCAUUGCAUUGAUAUGACGUCA